This is a messenger RNA of Hevea brasiliensis (rubber tree), 1806 nucleotides long. RefSeq names its product chaperone protein dnaJ 49. The coding region runs from base 413 to 1477 and encodes 354 amino acids. Gene Ontology annotation, cellular component: endoplasmic reticulum membrane. Gene Ontology annotation, biological process: cellular response to misfolded protein. The transcript has 2 exons. The record is from RefSeq and is a predicted model, not a curated record. Gene Ontology annotation, molecular function: Hsp70 protein binding. Lineage: Eukaryota; Viridiplantae; Streptophyta; Magnoliopsida; Malpighiales; Euphorbiaceae.
AUUUCAUAACCUGACGAAACUUGAUAGCCGUAGCCUGAGCGGCCAGGCCUACGACUGCUCGCCUACCCUUUCAUAAAUAGCAAAUCCAGACACAAGCGUGUGCUUCGGGUCAUCUUCUCCUGUUCCUAACUCAUCUCAUUUGAUUUCCGUCUCUUUUUAGAUGUUUCAGUAUCCAGAACGUUUGAAUCUCUCUGUCAGGUAGUCUCAACUUCCAUCCAUUUCACUUUUCAUCGAAAUUCUUCUGUGAUCUGUUCAGUCUUCCUUUCUGAUAUUCAAACUUUAAUUUCUCUCGGAUUAUGAAUUGUAUUGGGCGAGUUUAGGUAUUGAAUUAGAGCUAAUUUUUCCAUUGGAGCUCAUUGGUUUUAAUUUUAAAGUGAGUAUUACCCAGAAAAAAAGUUGGGGUAGAAAAACUAUGGAUGGUAACAAAGAUGAAGCUUUGAGAUGUGUUCGAAUUGCUGAAGAAGCAAUUGCCUCAGGAAACAAAGACCGAGCAUUGAAAUUUAUUAGAAUCGCCCAACGUCUGAAUCAUAAUUUGUCUAUUGAUGAGCUUUUAGCUGCUUGUGAGAAGCUUGAUUCUUCUGGGUCCAGUCCAUCUUCUCUUGAUGAAAAUCGUGUUGUUGAUUAUGAUAAGAACAGGCCUACUCCCGUUAAAAUUGAUAAGGGUUUAAAUAGAGAGCGGAGUUAUACUGAAGAACAUGUGGAAUUGAUCAGCCAGAUCAAGAGGAAUAAGGAUUACUAUGCAAUUCUUGGGGUGGAAAAGACUUGUUCUGUUGAGGAAAUUAGGAAGGCUUACAGGAAAUUGUCAUUGAAAGUACACCCAGAUAAGAACAAGGCGCCAGGAUCUGAGGAAGCAUUCAAAAAAGUGUGCAAGGCGUUCAAGUGCUUGAGCGAUGAUAGUUCAAGGAGGCAGUAUGAUCAGACUGGUUUAGUUGAUGACUUUGAGUAUAGCCAGCAGAGCAACCUUAGGCGGACGAGGAGGAGGAGAACUGUGCAUGAGUUUUAUGAUGAUGAUUUUGAUCCAGAUGAGAUAUUCAGGUCAUUUUUUGGUCAGACUGACAUGUUUAGGGCUCAUCAUGUUUAUAGAAGCGGAGGAAAUAGUGGUAGACACCGGGAGGAGUUCAAUGGAGGAGGGACUAAUCUACAGCUACUGCUCCUGCAGAUUUUGCCUUUCUUGUUGAUUUUCGUGCUUGCUUACCUUCCGUUUGCAGAGCCUGAUUAUUCACUGCAUAGGAAUUACUACUAUCAAAUAACCAAGGCAACAGAGAAGCAUGGGUUGGAGUUCUUCGUCAAAUCAGCAGCUUUUGAUGACAAUUUUCCUAUUGGAAGUCCUGCAAGAGCCAACAUUGAGGACAACGUAAUUAGGGAUUAUAGAAACUUGCUUUGGCGUCAUUGUCACAUGGAACUCCAGAGACAUCAGUGGAACAAGAAUAUACCUACUCCUAACUGUGAUAAACUACGGAAUCUGGGAUUAACAUAAAGGUGGGGAAUGUGCUGGAGAUGGGAAAGCUACAUGUAAGUAUGUUGAUGAGCCCAGGCAGGAGUUCAUAGUUUGUGUAUGAACCAGAUGGUGUCAUUCAAGUCCCAUAUGUGUGAUGUGCAUUUGCCGCCUUCAUCAAGAGGCAUAUGCAAUGGUAGUCCAGGAUUGCAGCAACAAGUUCAACACCCCCGUCAUGCCACGAGCUCGUUUGAUACCCAAUAAAUAGGUUCGGUAUGCGAUUUGUAUAUGGCUUGUUUAAUGUAUGCCUUGGGGAAUUUUAUGAAUUAAAGGGAAACAAAGUGAUCAAUGAAGUUUUUCUUGGUUUGAAA